AUGUGGACAAGAGAAUCACUGGGUUUGAGGAACACGGCCAGACUGUCGUCCUCUGUCGCCUUUGACGGUCUCCUGCUAGGGGGUGUGGUCAUUGCUGAUCUGGUAAAACCAGAAACGUCACAGGUGGUCCAAAUGCUGCAUCACAUGGGCCUGCGAGUGGCUCUCGUCACCGGGGACAACCGCAGAACUGCCCACGCUCUCGCCGAGGAGGUUGGAAUUCCGGCCCACGAGGUGUAUGCGGAACUCCUCCCCUCUCACAAGAAGAACAAGGUGUCCUCGUUACAGGAGGCGGGGCAGAUGGUUGCCAUGGUAGGAGACGGGAUAAACGACAGUCCAGCUCUGGCCCAGGCUGACGUCGGCAUAGCAAUUGGAACUGGUACUGAUGUGGCUGUGGAGGCCGCUGACAUCGUCUUAGUCAAGGAUAAUCUGAUGGAUGUGGUGGCGGCAGUAGAUCUGUCCAAGAGAACAGUCCGGAGGAUCCGUCUCAACUUCCUGUGGGCAGUGGUCUACAACCUGGUCGGGAUCCCGUUGGCUGCGGGUGUCUUUGUUCCCCUGGGACUCGUCCUCCAGCCCUGGAUGGCCAGCAUCGCCAUGGCAUUCAGCUCCGUCUCUGUCGUCUGCAACUCUCUACUGCUGAAAUGCUAUCGAAAGCCUAGACCCUCCGACAUAGCUGCCUCACAGACAACAUCACUGGGCGGAGGCCCCCUCUACUCCUCCCUCUCCCCCUCCUCCCCUGCCCGACCACGCCUACCAACCCGGGUCCUUCGUUGGUUUGGAUUCGACAUGUUGGCCAACCAUUUCCAACCUAGACACUCUGACAGGGACCCAAUCAUUUUAGUGGACAAAUGA
Messenger RNA from Geodia barretti, 849 nucleotides. The record is from the annotation of a GenBank genome assembly. NCBI's taxonomy places the organism in Eukaryota, Metazoa, Porifera, Demospongiae, Tetractinellida, Geodiidae.